AUGCCUGGCCUUACAGAGACCGCGACCACAACCACAACCACAACCCCAAGCACCAAGCCAGCCAUCUGCAUAAUCGGCUCUCUAAACAUCGACUUCGUCACCAGCACCCCGCGCUGCCCAGGGCCCGGCGAAACGCUAACAGCAACCUCCCUUACCGUGACAGCGGGCGGCAAAGGCGGAAAUCAAGCCGUCGCGUGUGGCCGGGCCUCGUUCACCGCAAAGCAAAGCCAAGAUGUAUUGAUCAGCAUGAUUGGCGCCGUCGGCGCAGACGAUGUGUACUACAGCACGCUCCUCAAGCCAGCGCUGGAAGCAUCGGGCGUCAACACCUCGAACAUUGAGGAGUCUCGGGAUGCGCAGACGGGGUCAGCGAGUAUUAUUGUCGAGGAAGACAGUGGGGAGAAUCGAAUUCUUGUUGUUCCUGGUGCGAAUCAUGCUGGGAUGAUGGGGGAUGUGGAGCAGAUUGUCAGUGCUGUUAAGGAGACGGGGGAUGUUGGGCUGGUUGUGAUGCAGGGUGAGAUUCCGCGAAAGACGACACUGGGAUUAUUGGAGUAUUUCAAUGGCGGAGCCUCUGCCUCUGAUCGAGCGCAUGUGGUUUUCAAUCCGGCGCCUGUAUUCCCUGAAGGGAUUCCAGUGACUGCGUUGAAGGGGACGUCUGUUUUAAUUAUGAAUGAGACGGAGGCUGUUCAAAUGUCGAGGUCUAUUGCUGGGCUGUCGGUUAAGGAUAUUCCUACUGAUUUGGAUGGUUUGAAGCCUGAGGAGUUGGCGUCGAGGUUUCAUGAGAUGGCGGAGGUGCAGAUCGUGCUUAUUACUCUUGGGUCGAAGGGGGUGUAUUUCUCGACUAGGAAUGGCAGGACUGGAGCUGUGAAUGGGGUCAAGGUUGCGAAGGUGCUUGAUACCACUGCUGCGGGGGAUACGUUUGUUGGAUAUUUCUCAACGGAAUUGGCAAGAUUUCUGGCAAAGGGUUCUUCGUUGAAGGAGUUUGAUGCGGAGAUUGAAGGUGCUGUACAGAAGGCGAAUGCUGCGGCGGCGAAGACUGUUCAGCGAUGGGGUGCGGCGCAGAGUAUUCCCUUUGCAUAUGAUAUGGAAUGA
Penicillium atrosanguineum is the source of this 1089-nucleotide messenger RNA. Its product is annotated as ribokinase. Bases 1 to 1089 code for a protein of 362 amino acids. Gene Ontology annotation, biological process: D-ribose metabolic process. The record is from RefSeq and is a predicted model, not a curated record. Gene Ontology annotation, molecular function: ribokinase activity. The transcript has a single exon. NCBI's taxonomy places the organism in Eukaryota, Fungi, Ascomycota, Eurotiomycetes, Eurotiales, Aspergillaceae.